Molecule: messenger RNA, 10373 nt
Organism: Coccinella septempunctata (seven-spotted ladybird)
Lineage: Eukaryota; Metazoa; Arthropoda; Insecta; Coleoptera; Coccinellidae
Gene: puf
Product: ubiquitin carboxyl-terminal hydrolase 34
Exons: 51
Coding region: 163-10104 (3313 amino acids)
Biological process (GO): protein deubiquitination
Cellular component (GO): nucleus; cytosol
Molecular function (GO): cysteine-type endopeptidase activity; cysteine-type deubiquitinase activity
Source: RefSeq, a predicted model, not a curated record
UCAUUGUCUGAAAGUUUUCAAAAUGGUGGAUGUUUAGCUUAUAUGUCACUGAUUGUUGCCAUCUGACUGUUUCGAUUUGAGAGAAAAACAUACAUAAUUUGAACGUGAUAUUGGAAAUAAAAAUUGAGAAUGGAUUUCUGAUAUUGUUGCUAAAUUGAAAUCAUGUGUGAUACAUGUUCUGAUUUCAUUCAGCUUCUUGUUUCAUAUGAAACAAAAGUUUGCAGAGAAGCUAAUGAACUUCCACUUUUGUAUUCUAAAGAUAUAGAGGUCGUCAAUUCAUAUGUUCAGGCUUGGACUACAAGGCAAUGUAUGUGUUGCUAUAGAGAUUCAAAAAAUCUGGAACGAUUCAGUUAUGUAACUCAAGGACUGAUUUAUCAAGCAGUAUGUUGCUGCAAAUCUCUAGCAGAAAAAGGGUCGGAGUCCACCACUACAAGACAAGAUGCAAAGGACGAAGAAAAGGAAGACGAAAUUCAAGAUACAGACAAAUUAUUGAAUUUGAUCUCUAAAAUCUUUCUGUUGAAUUUUCCUCUAUAUGUUGCAUAUAAACAUACGAUUCAAACAAAAAUAGAUGAAAUCACACAACAAGAACUACAAAAUUUAAAUUUGUUCUGCGAUAUGCAUGACUCUGAAAUCCCGAUAUAUUUGCUGAAAAAUGUAAGCUGGUUCUGUAAAAUUGGUGGUCUUUUAGCCAUGACCAGUUGUUUUACAAUGCUUACUCCCGAUCUACUACCAGUAACUACCGCUCAUGCAAUGAUUUCAGUAGUAUGUAAUUUAAAACUGUGGUUGAACUACAAAAGUAUGGUUACCAUGCUAGUGCCCUUACGAUCAUGCGUUCUGCGCUACAUGUGUAAACUAUCUGAUCGUGAUCUAAGGACACCAACUAUAAAAAGUAUGGCAGAUUUUAUGUGGAAUGCUAUCAAAGACCCUCUAGACACACCUGUAGCAUUUGAUGUUGAUGGGCUAGAUUUGGCAUUCAAAUAUUUUACAUCAAGCACUUUAACAAUGAGGUUAGCAGGCAUAACUCAAAUAAAUAAUCAGAUUGGCGUUUUGGCUGAGAUUUGUGUGGGAGAAGCGAUGCCCGAAGCUGAAGCAGCACCAAGACAUAUGGCAGAUUGGCUUAUAGCAAAUAACAUCAUCUCACACAUAUUUGGACCUAAUUUACAUGUAGAGGUGAUUAAACAAAGUCAUAUCAUCCUCAAUUUUCUUGCCAUGGAAGGUAGAAUAACAUGUGCACAUAUGGAUGUGAUUUGGGCUGCUGCUCAGCUGAAACAUUGCGCAAAGCCAGUUCAUGAUUUAUUGCCUGGUUUGGUAAAGCAUCUUUCAGCUGCACCAACACUUCAUCUAUAUAACCUCUUGACGAAAUUGGAACCAAAGGAUCACACUGAGCAGACCUUGUUCCUUGCUUCUGUAUUAAUAAAGGCAGUAUGGACUCGCGGGGGAACGACUGUACCAGAAGGUGGUCUGAUCAAUUUGGCGGCAGAAAAUGCAGGAAUUACUUCAUAUAAAUGCGCCACAUCUUCCGAGAAUAGUGUUAGCCUUGAAGGCAGCAACUCUGAAGAGGAUCAUGGCGAUAGUACAGGUCAGUCAGAAAGUCACAAGUCUGAUAGUGAGUACUUGGGUGGUGUUGAUAUAGAGGAAGAUACCCCUGAUGGUACAGCUCCACCUCCAUGUAAAAUACCUAGGAAACAUUUGAGAAGGAGAUCCCGUUGUAUAGCUAGCAGCUCCGAUCCGGAAUUAGAUGGCAUUCCUAUUAAAAGAGGAAUAUCAGAGAAGACGAAAAAGUCUUUAGUCGCAAAAGCAAAAAGUCAUAAAAGGCAAAAAGAAUUAGCCGUUAGGAAAAAACUGAUGAAUGCAUUGAAUAUUGUCAUACCAGACCCCCUCAGUCAUGUCAGUGGUGCUGGUCGAAGUAGUAGUUCUCAAGAAGAAGGAGAUGAGGAUGAAUCUAUUAAAUUAAGAAAACGUAGGAAGAUAUUGAGGAAGACCCGUGUUAAAAAACAGAAAGGUUUGCGAGACAAAAACCAUUCCAGAAGCCAAGUUUGCGUAGAUCCUCCUCCAUCAUCUGAUAUCCCUUCUAUCCAUGAUAAUCCUAAUAGGAUAUCAGACAUAAUGCAUGAAAUUGAAGAUAUCAUGGAAUCAAGUCUAAAAUCACCGACAUAUAUGGAAGAUAGUUCAUCUUGUAGUGAAAUGGGUAAGGAAGCUGUUAUGAUGAUGGAAAAUCGAGGAGCAAAUAUGGAUCCCGAUUAUUUCGCUGUAGGUUCAAAAAGACACAUUCUUGAAAUGUUAAGUGGUGAAGAAGCCGAAAUGGAAGGAGAUAAUGACGGUAGUUAUUCAUCGCGGAUGAGCAACAAGAGUGAGAAAAACAUGGCCGAUUUCGAUGGUGAGGAUUCUGGUUGCGAGGAGGAAUUAGUACAACUGGCAGUUCAUGUGCAAAUGAAGGCAAUGUCUAGUCAGUCUUCACCUGACAAAUCUCCAGUCAGGGUAGAUCCAUGUUUAUCAUCGAAUUUCAAAGCAGAUAAUGUUUGCGUACCAGGAAACACAUUGCUUUGGGAUCUUCUACAAGAUGAUAAAAUUGGACAAUUAGGUGAAGGAUUGGCUUUGGAAGCAGAAAAAACACUUUGCAAUUUAAUUUGUUACACUCCCGACAAAGAAAUCCGAAUGAAAUUCAUUGAAGGAUGCUUGAAAAACUUGGAGAAUCAUUGUUCGGUAGUAGUGUCACUGCGAAUGCUGCCAAAAUUGCUCACUUCAUUCAGAGGCAUGGAUAUGCAUAAUGUGACUCAUUGGGCUGAGAAGCAACAUCACAUGAUGAAACAUUUUUUCAAUGAUUUGAAAGUGUAUACAUCAAAACCUGUGAAUUCUCUGCCAUUGUAUUCGCAUAUAAUGCAAAUUCAAGUGAGAUUGCACUUUCUGUCUGCAGUUUUUUCGCCAGUUGUGUCCCCAAGUUCAUUCAAUUUCUUGUCACCUCAGGAUAGACCAGAAAUGAACCUCAAUCAACUAUACCCACCUGUUUCUAGAUUUUAUUUACAUUUGGAGGAGACGCCUAAUCUCAAACUCAGUAUUGAACAAGUGGAUACCCUAUGGGAGUGCCUUGCCCAUGAUUCAGAAUGUUCAGAUGAACUCUUCAGUUGGCUGCUAUCUCAGACCAAGACCAAUGAACUGCAUGCGCUGAAGGUUGAUGCUUUGAGGCGAUUAUAUAUUCAUCAUCUACCUAGCUUACCUCUAGAAAAAUACAGCAUGAUAUGUUUGAGCCUUUUUCAACAUCUAUGCAGCCUUAACAACUUUUUGAUGGUUAAAGAUAGGGACAGCUCUAAAAAUGGUCACAAUGUUGGUAUGGAUCAUAUGUGGAAAAUAGCUUUAAGAGCUACUAAUACAGAUGUGAGCAUGGCAGCCAUGCAGUAUAUAAACAGUUAUUACAUAGGUCACAAUUUACAACAUGAGGGACAAUUCAUGCGACAGUGUAUGACUCAUUUGCAAGCUGCUACUGAAGAUUUAAUUUCAUCAGGAACAGGUGUAGAAGAUCCACCUUUAUUAUGCAUCCAAAGAGCACUACUAUUGAUGAAGAGUCAUUUAGACGCUUUCAAAAGGAGGUAUGCUUACCAUCUGAGAAAAUGGGCUCUAGGGGGCAAGGGAAUAGGCAGUCAUUCAGCUAAUUUAGGAGAUAAAUCUGGCAGUCCCAUAAGGCUAGUUAUACAAUCAGGUAGUUCUACUGAAAGAUGUUUUCUAGAUUUAUCGAGUUCAGAUUACGUGGCCGAGUUACGGGCAGAAAUUGUGAAUUGGUGUGAAAGUUUGUCUCAAAUGAAGAACCCAGAUUCGGAUAAUACGACAGUUAGAAGUGGAGAAACAUGGAUUAGAAUAAUAACACAAGGCCAAGAAUUGACCGUUGAUUGUGAUGAAAAAACACUGGGGGAUAUGGGUUUCAAAGAUAAUCAGAUGAUAUAUAUCUCAGUUGGUGUUUCAAGAAAUAUGAAGAAAAAGGAGUAUAUGGACUCUCCUUCAAUGCAACCUCCUCCACCAAGAGAAUCUAUACCGGCUCUUUUAUUAUUACAGCCAAAUUACUUUGAACAACUUUUUUCCCUAAUGCACACUUUGAGUUCUAUGAAAACACAAAUCAAGGGAGGGAGACAUGUUCCUCACACAAAAGGUCAAGUGCUCAGUAGGAGAGUUUGGGAUAUUUUGAGCUUAUUACCUACAAGUCCUACACUUCUUAGUGGUUUUCAAAAAUUGGACACGCCUCUAAAUGAGUUAUUAAAUCCGUCCAGUGCACAAAAGUUAAUGUAUUCUCUUUAUAUAAUCGAAUCUCUCAGUGCCAAUAAUACACAUUUGAGAGGCAAUGAAAAAGAAGAAAAUCAGCACUCUUGGUGCCACAAAUUCAUUCAAUAUGGGGGCUUGAGGCAUUUGUUCGACAUAUUCAAGUCUGGUGUUCUACAGAGAGACGGAGGGGAUGGGUGUGAAUGGCAGCAAGACUGCUUAGCAUCUUUGUUGAAGACUUUGUACCAACUCGGAGUUGAACAGUGGAUUUCUGAAAUGAGACAAACAAGAACCGAAAAAGUUGUGAUACCAAACCUCAACGAAGCAAUGAUAAGUAUGAUGGAUGUAAAAACAACUUUGCCGCAAUUGACUAGUAUUCUUGAGGAAGCAUCUUUACCGAAAGAUCUCAAUCAAUACAAAACAGGGCUAUGGGGAAGAUCUCAAGUAGUACACUAUGCGUUAGGUCUUUUAGUAUCGUGGUUGCAUUCCAGUGAAGAAGCACAAGAAGCACUUUUCACCAUGCCAAAUUUCUCCACGUGGUUGAAAAGAUUGGUUUUGGAAGAUCCGGAGCCAGCGGUGAGGAGAGAAACUUGUUCAGCUAUUUAUAAAUUGUGUUUGGGCAUUCCAGCUACAUCAAACAAUCCAGAAUUCACUUUAGUGGCACCUAUGUUAGUGAAACUCCUUCUUUUUCUGGAAAUUGCAGAAAAUAUGAGACCUACAAAAAAUGAGAUGCAAGUUGCAGAAGAUGGCAAAGAACCUUAUGGACCCGCAUGCAGAGAUUACUUCUGGUUAGUUUCACGACUCAUUGAUGGUUUGCCUGAAGAAUUAAUCAAGGAGAGCAUUGAAGAUCCCCAAAAUUGCAUUAUAGAUAUAAAUAACCUUUGUGCUAAAAUGGCCAAAUCCUUAUUGAACAGGGAAUUUUUAGAAACUAGACAUAGGACUGUGGACGAUGAUGGUCUAAUUGGCCUGUUGAAUCUUUUAACUAAUCUGAUUAGAUUUAAACCUCCCUUUCAAACAAGUAAGGCUGGACAAGAGCUUCUCAAUGAGGUAUUCGAAUUUCUCUUUGCUCUGCCUACUCCAAAAUUGAGGCACGUACCAAAGUGCAAAUCAGCGCGAGCACGUUCAUCCGCAUUCGACCUGUUAGUUGAAUUUGUUAAGGGAUCUCCUGAAAACUACGCAAUUCUUCAUGAGAAACUGUUGAAGCAACAUCAACCAGGUCCACAUUCCCCAUAUCCUUGGGAUUAUUGGCCUCAUGAAGAUGGAAGAUCAGAAUGUGGAUAUGUUGGGUUAACCAAUCUUGGGGCUACAUGUUACAUGGCUUCUUGUAUGCAACAUCUUUAUAUGAUGCCACAAGCAAGAGCGUCAAUUCUGGAAGCAGACACAGACCAAGCCAAGCAUGAAAAUACAUUGAAAGAAUUACAACGAAUGUUCGCUUACCUCUUGGAAAGUGAAAGAAAAGCCUAUAAUCCAAGGAGUUUCUGUAAAGUUUAUACAAUGGACCAUCAGCCUCUGAAUACUGCUGAGCAGAAAGAUAUGGCCGAAUUUUUCAUUGACUUAGUUAGCAAACUAGAGGAAAUGACUCCUCAAUUAAAGAGUGUGAUCAAAAAGCUGUUCUGUGGUAUAAUAAGCAAUAAUGUUGUUAGUUUGGAUUGUGAUCAUGUUAGCUGUACAUUGGAAGAAUUUUAUACUGUACGCUGUCAAGUAGCAGAUAUGAGAAAUUUAUAUGAAUCUUUGGAUGAGGUCACUGUUAAGGAUACAUUAGAAGGAGAUAAUAUGUAUACAUGUUCACAGUGUGGCAAAAAAGUUAGAGCAGAGAAAAGAGCUUGUUUUAAGAAAUUACCCCAAAUUUUAUGUUUUAAUACUAUGAGGUACACUUUCAAUAUGCUGACGAUGCUUAAAGAAAAAGUAAAUACUCAUUUCUCUUUUCCUAUGAGAUUGAAUAUGGCGGGAUAUACUGAGAAAGAAUUGAUGACACAACAAUAUAAAGAAGAAAAGGCUAAACAAACUGAACAUGAACCUGAGCAGUACGAGUAUGAUCUCAUUGGAGUGACUGUACAUACAGGUACUGCAGAUGGUGGACAUUAUUAUAGUUUUAUUAAGGACCGCAGUGCUGGAUCUAGGGAUAAAUGGUUCCUCUUCAAUGAUGCAGAAGUUAAACCAUUUGAUCCAAAUCAAAUAGCAGCGGAGUGCUUCGGUGGUGAAGUAACAAGUAAAACUUACGAUAGUGUGACUGACAAGUUUAUGGAUUUCAGCUUUGAAAAAUCUAAUAGCGCCUACAUGCUUUUUUAUGAACAGAGUCCUGUGAUAAAUUGUGAUAGUGCAGAAUCUGCAUCCUCUACUUUAGAAUCUAAUGAAAAUUUAUAUUUACAAGCUUCGAGUACUAGUGUCACAACAACGCCUAGUACACCCGUCACACCAACUUUGGAAUUGAGUAAAGAACUUGAAAACUGGAUUUGGCAAGAUAACAUGCAUUUUAUACAAGAUAAAAACAUAUUUGAGCACACCUACUUCAACUUUAUGUGGCAAAUAUGUGGCUACAUACCUCAGACGAUAUUGCCAGUAGAACCCAAUAUAACUCAGAAAGCAACCCAGUUAUCUACUUCUUUCUUCAUCGAAACUUUCAUUCAUGCCAAAGAGAAGCCCACAAUGGUGCAAUGGGUGGAAUUAGUGACAAAACAAUUCAAUGCUUGCCAGGAAGCUUGUGUUUGGUUCUUAGACCACAUGUCGAAAGAUACAUGGUGGCCAGUACAAGUUUUAUUGAAAUGUCCUAAUCAAAUGGUUAGACAAAUGUACCAAAGACUAUGUAUACAUGUGAUACAAAGGCUCAAGCCUACUCACUCGCCUCUGUAUCUGCAAAUCGAUGAUGAUGUUCCUGAAGAUGAGAGAGAUAAUGUUGAUGCUGCAAAGAUAGGAAAUGCGUCUUGUGUAACAAGAUUCAUUAAAACUUUAUUAUCACUUAUGGAACAUGGUGCUAAAGCUCAUCUCAAACAUUUAACUGAAUAUUUCGGUUUUUUGUAUGAAUUCAGUAAGAUGGGUGAUGAAGAAUGCAAAUUUCUCCUAGCUGUAGGCGCUAUUAGCACAACAGUGAACUUUUAUUUAGGACAGAAAGCAAAUGAUUUCGUUGAUGUCAGUGAAGGAGAGGAAGAAGAAGAGAUGAUCGCAUUACCAACGGACAAAUAUAAACCUGCAUCUUUAGAUAAAAUGAUAACUCUGAUCGCUUCUUUGGUUGAAAAAAGUAGAGAUAGCAAUAUGAAAAUAAACUUAAGUGAAAAUGAUUAUGAGGCGGUAGCAACAGGCAAAGGGUUUCCAUUUCUAUAUCAACAAAUAAAGGACAAUAUAAACCUUCAUCAAACAAGGAAUCUUAUUCAUUCCUUAAGUCGGAACAAUAAUUCACUGGCUCAAUCAAUAAUAUCUAUGAUUUCACAGGCGAUUUCACGUCAUUCAGAGACUUGUCAACCAUUCUUCAAAAUACUGACACUGCUUACUGAAACAACUUCCAUAGCGGCCAGUUCUUCCUCAAGUCAACCAUGUUUCACACAGCUAGUACUUCAGAAAGUCUGGGAGGCAGCGGAGAGUUGUCCAUAUUCUGCUUUAGAUUGGUUGGCCUUGCAAGUCACAAGAAAUCGGUUGGUGCAUCAAUGGGUGCUAGGUUCAAUGGAUUCUUGGUUAGAGCAUUACUUGAUUGCACACAAUAACCAGAGGGUUAGAAAUGCUGCCGGAUAUUUGUUGGUUUCGUUGGUUCCCAGUACGCCUUUCAGACAAGGCUUUCGAGCAACACAUCAUCGUCUACAAAGGGAGGCACAACUUACUCCUGAAGCACAGGUUGUUUUACAUCAAAUUUACACAGGUCUUUUGAGGCUGUUGUUAGGGGCAAAACAUUACACUGAUAUGCAGCAACAUGGUACCAUGAAGCUGACAACUUAUUUUGCCCUUUUGAUGUAUUGUUGCAUUGGACGUACUGAGAAAUUAUUGUUCGGUCAGUACUUCAUUCAGUUGUGGCAUUUAUUCCAUCCAAAACUGUCGGAGCCAUCAAUACCUGCAUAUCACAAUAAGCAAGCGCUUCUAGCGUUUUGGAAUCAUGUUUGUACUGAUUGCCCAGAAAACGUACAACUCAUGUUACAGAAUGCACAUGUUACGAAAAAUAUAGCCUUCAACUAUAUUCUGGCUGAUCAUGAUGAUCAAGAAAUUAUAAUGUACAACAGAGCCAUGUUACCAGCGUACUAUGGAAUACUCAGAAUGAUGUGCCAACAAUCAAAAGUUUUUACAAGACAUUUAGCUCAACAUCAAAAUCUUCAAUGGGCAUUCAAAAAUAUUACACCGCACCCAACACAGUAUCCACAGGCCGUAGAUGAACUAUUCAAAUUGAUGCAAUUAAUGGUAUUGAAACAUCCUGAAACAACAGAAGUAGAACAAAGAGAAAUUUGUAGUUUCAGAAGAAAUACUUUAAUGACUUACCUACAAUGUUUAGAUGGUAGGACCAGUUGGGGAACUCUUAUAUCGGCUUUCAAAAUUCUUUUGGAAUCCAAUGAUGAUAAACUCUAUGUUGUGUACAAUAGAGGACUGCAGAUCGUUUUUGAAAGCUUCCAAAAUUUACAUGUAAUGUUGCACGAAGCCACAGCAUGUCAUGUAUCUGGAGAUUUACUAGACAUAUUAUCCAUAAUGCAAGACUUGAUUAGGUGUAUAAGAACAUAUAGAGACAGUAAGGAUGCAAGAGGAAUUAUAUUAGCUAGUAAAGAUUGGAUAGAAGUGAUAAGUAAAUUGGCAACUUUACUCAAUACCUACAACCCCUCUGAACUCCGAUGUUUAUGUAUUGAUGUUUUGAAAGAAUUCAUUCUUAUUAUGCCCUCCGAUGCCUUGACAAUUUUAGUACCCUUAUUGUCACAUUGCCACUCAGCAUUUCAAGAUAACCAGGACGCUGUACCUUUGGGUCCUUACUUUCCUAGGAGAGGACACACAAUACCAGUUGUUGCAGGUAAAGGAGGAGCAAGACCACUUCGACCUAUGAUACAAAUGACUGUGCCACAUAAUCAACUAGAAUGUAGUCGGGGUAUUGAUUCAGAAUAUGAUGAAGCUUUGGACAAAUUCUAUACACCAUAUCAUGAAUUCAUAGAUGUGUUGUUCAGACUGGCAGUCAACAAUGACUCUGUUACUGAGCCAUUAGUUAACUUAAGUGCUGUUGUUGGAUUUGAAGCUGCACCGCUACACUACACGUUUUUUCCUAAAUUGUGGUUAGACAUAAUGAAUACACCUCAUUUAGAUCAAAAAUAUAUAACCACUUUGACAACAAGUAAUUAUUUGAUUGAUUAUGUUGAUGCUAUAUUGCUAGAUGAGAGAAUUUCCCUUACCAUUGAUGUAAUUUAUAAUUUCCUUGUUGCUGUAUUUCCAAAGAUUUCUGAACAUGUUUUAACAGAACAAACAUUAACCAUGAUUGAUAAUACCGUAGUAACAUUGAGCGAACAAGUUUCUUCUUUGGAUAUCCAAAAAACCGCACAAAGGCUCUCUGGUGAUCUCAGAGCUCUCAUUUUAGUAUACAACAGUCCUGAAGCUGUUCCUCCUCCUUUAUUGAAAUCUACGUUGAAGCAAUUGCAAACAAGGGUCACAGAAGAAUUGGGAGAACUGCAAUCCAAAGAACUAACCACCACUAAGAAGAAUGAUGAACCUCUGCCAAGCACCUCAAGAGACAUGAAAUCUGAAAACUCUCAGGUAGAAAAGUCGAGUACAUCGAGAUGCGACAGUGAUAGUAAUACAAUGAAUAGUUCCGAUGAAAGCAACAAAAAACAACCCAUCUCUACUGUUAAUGUGAAAUUAUUGAACUCGGUUAUUAAAGAUCUCCUAGUAGUGGUUGAUAAAAAACUUUGAAAUUUUUAUUAUAAAUGACCUGUGUAUUUUCUGAAUGUUACUUGUAGAACAAUAUUUUUUCCUUAUCUUCUACUCUUUAUCGAAUAUAUUGAAUUCAAAUUGUAUAGUAAAGCUUUAAAUUAUGAAAUCCUAUGGAAUAUUAUAAAUGCAGGGUUUUUUUUCAUAUUUUGUCACUAGUAUUAAGGAUGAAAAAAUAUGUUAUGCUUUUAAUUAAAAUUCUACCAUAUAACUGUUCCAUAAGACUGUUAAAAUAAAGUAUGUCUUUUUGU